AUGAGCUUGAGUUUCUACUUUUAAUUUUAUAUUGAAAUAUGCGAGCUAGGUUUAAUCACUUACAAUAACGAGCCUGUUGAUUUACAACUAAUUUCUAACCAACUUCAAUAACAAAAUCUGAGCAAAUACAGUUUAUCUAGCUAUCAAUUUGAUAUUCCUCCUUACACCUUAGAAUCUAAUUCUCAAUUAAACGCUAGUUUGGUUGUAAAUUUGAGUUCAAACAAAAAUGUAGUUGCUAUUAAGAAGAUAUCUGUUGAUAUUUUGAUUACAGAUUUGUAUUUGUAGGUUAUCGGAGGCUCUAGUUUAGUUAUAGGUUAUUAAAGUAAACUUACCUUAAAUACCAACUCUAGAGACUUUGAAAUUUAGGAUUCUAAAUCCCCUUAAAACAUCAACUUUAGUUGGGAAUGCUCUGGUUUAUCAUCUAAUGACCAUAUUUGCUAUGACUACAAGAAUAAUAUUCUUUAAUUACAACAAGGAUAAAGUAGUAUUUCUUUUCCUGCAAAAACAUUUUAGCCAUACACAUCUAUUAUAUUAAAUGUUAUCGGAUAAAAAGACUCUAGAAAAUCUAAUUAUAGAACAAUAUGCUUAUUUACUGAGCUAAAUAUCCCCUAGCUAGAAGUAUAGUUUUCUGCUACUCGUUAAAAUUAAAAAAUUAAUUUGAAUGAGGAUUUGAAUUUUGUUAUUAAUUAUGAUAAGAAUAUCCCCUCAGAUAUUUUAUCUUAUGCUGGAGCUUUGCUAUAUGACAAUGAUGUUGUUGGUGUUAUUAAAUUUGACUAUUACUAAGUUAAAUUUAGAAUAUGGAACUAUUUCAAAAACGUAGAUCCCCUAAAACCUAUUAUUUAAGCACGCUUUUCUGUCUAUAACCCUUCUUUUGUUAUGCCAAGCUUAACGACUAUCAAUUUGAAUAUCAAUUUCCCUCCUCAUAAUUGUACUUUGGUAAUUAGCCCACUACAAGGAGUAGCACUUUAAACGAUGUUCUCAAUUUAAUUUUUGUAUUGCUUAGAUGAAGAUCUUCCUUUGACUUACUAAUUCUUUUAUUAUAAUAGCAUGGAUGAUGCUAAAUAAGAAUUAAUCUAGCCAUGGAAUAUUUUAAGAAGAUAAAUAUAAGAUCAGUCAACUGUAAAUUCAAUUCAAACUGUAUUACCUUAAGGGAAUCUUGUAAUAAUGAGUUAGGUCAUAGAUUCACAACUCGGCGUUUACAAUUAAACCUAGAUGAUUAGUGUUUCAAAUUUAAAUUUACCAACGAAAGAUUAUUAUCAAUAAGUAAAUUAACUUACUUAGCAAACUCUAUCUAGCACAAACUUAUAAGCUACAAGCUAAUUAAUUACUUUAAGUUUAAUCGGAGAAGACAUUAGUAAAAAUACAUAGUCUUCAUAAGAUUUAAAUAAUUUAUGCUCUCUAUUAAUAACAAAUCUUCAGUAAUUAUCUCUUUAAAUACCUAAAUUUUCUUUGAUAUCAACAUAUGCUAAUAAAGUAACUGCUAAACUAUCAGGGUUACUUUUCAAUUCAUAAUAAUCAAUAUAGACUAUCGAUAAAAAUUAAAUAAUUUAAAAACUACAGUCAUUAAUUUAAAAUACAGAUUCAAGCAUUUAAAACAAUGAUCUGAGCUAUUUAUAGCAAAACAAUGAUUUUCCAAUUCAAAAUAUUAUCGAUUCUUUCAAAAUAUUAAAUUCAUGUGUUUCAAUGAAUUCAUAGAAUACAUAAUAAAAUUUAUAGGACUAUGACCAAAUUACUACCAAGAUAGGAAGUAUGUUCUCUAAUAUGAAUCUACCUAAUUAAGGGUCUUUAAUUCUAAAUGGUAAUCUAUCAACUCUAUUAAUAGACAAAAUAACUUAAAAAAACAUAUACUAAUACGUUACUACUUUUAAUGAACCAGAUUUAAAUAAUAUUUUUAGUAUAUCAAGAAACAAUUAUGAAUUAAAUAUUUAUGAAAAUACUCCAGAAUUUUAAGGAUAUAUUUAGCAAAUGAAAAAUAUUAGCUCAAAUUACACAUACUCAAAGAACAAGUUGAUUUAAACCUAAAUUACUAACUUGGAUACUAAAAAUCUCAUAGAUCAUUCUACAAUAAUUUAUAAUUUUAAUAAUGCUGUAACUAGCUAGAAAUACAACAUGACUUGCGUAUAAUAGAAUGAUAAAUAUUGGAGUAAAAAAAAUUGUGUUCUACUAAAAAAUAAUUAAAAUGAAUCAGCGUGCUAUUGUAAAACGUAGAAACCAACAACUAUCAUUGAGGAUAUUGAUGACAUGUUUUUAAAAAAUAAAAAUUUGAAUACUGCAUUUGGAGAGUAAGGAUUCAAAAACAUAGAAAAUUUUAAAGAGUUUUAUAAUUACAUAGUAUUCUGGUUUAUAUUUGCUUUUACCUUGGCUUAAAUUAUUUUAUUCAUAGUAGGAAAAAGACUAGAUAGAAUUACUCUCCAGAAAAAUUUUUAAAGAGUGCACCACCAUUUAGAAUAAAUUUUAAGUCCAAAAAUUGAGCUAUAGCAAGAAAAUUAGAAAGAUAAUUCAAAUCUUAAAGAAACUUCUAUCGCAAUGUGUCAAGAUUAAGUUAUCAAAAAUAACUCUCCUAAUUAAAACAAAAUUUAAAGUACAGAAAAUAUUGAAAAUAAAUGUUAAAUCAAAAUUUAAAGUACAGAAAAUAUUGAAUAAAAAUUUUAAAACAAUUAACAUUUUCCAUUAAUUUCUGAUGAAUUAUCUGCUAAAAUGAAUGGUCCAAUUCCUUUUAAAAGAAAAAGGAAAAUGUUCGUAAACUUUUAAAAGCCUCAAAGUCAUGUAAGUUUUAACUAAAUUAGUUAACAUGAAAUUGAUUUAAAUCAAAUAAAUAAGAAAUAAAAUGAUUAAAAUGUUAUUAGUGAAGAAAAAAGUAUUGCAAAUAGUAUUGAAAAAAACAAAACUCAAUAAGGAUCUUAAGGUUGCAUUUAAGAAAAUUAAAAAAUUCAAGAAUAGAAAUAAAUAUAGAUCUACUAAUAGCUCUCGAUAUAUAAAAAGUUAGCAAUAUUUCAUUAAUUUUUUAGCAUUUUUUAUCUCUCACUAAGUGAUAUUUCAAGACCAAUAAGAUUCACUCUUUUUUACAUUAAAAAUAUCCACACUCUAACUAUUUCUAUAUUGUUCUAUGGUUAUAUGAUGUUAGAUUAACAGAUAGUAAUUGCUUUGAUUAACAGCAUAGUAUUAAAAGUAACCUCUACCCUAAUUGCAUAUACUUUUAAAAAAGUGUCCAGUGGUAAAAAACCAAGAAACUAUUUAAAGUAUUGA
Molecule: messenger RNA, 3246 nt
Organism: Tetrahymena thermophila SB210
Lineage: Eukaryota; Ciliophora; Oligohymenophorea; Hymenostomatida; Tetrahymenidae
Product: REJ domain protein
Exons: 4
Source: RefSeq, a predicted model, not a curated record